This is a messenger RNA of Stegastes partitus (bicolor damselfish), 1937 nucleotides long. RefSeq names its product solute carrier family 5 member 6a (gene slc5a6a). Gene Ontology annotation, biological process: transmembrane transport; sodium ion transport. Bases 1 to 1929 code for a protein of 642 amino acids. The record is from RefSeq and is a predicted model, not a curated record. Gene Ontology annotation, cellular component: membrane. Gene Ontology annotation, molecular function: symporter activity. Lineage: Eukaryota; Metazoa; Chordata; Actinopteri; Pomacentridae. The transcript is spliced from 16 exons.
AUGGGGGAGGUGGUCCAGAUGCACUUCACCACGGUGGACUACGUCAUCUUCGUUUUGCUGCUGGUGGCCUCAGCUGGCAUUGGCCUCUUUUAUGCCUUCUCUGGUGGGCGUCAGCGCACGACACAGGAGUUCCUGAUGGCCGACCGCUCCAUGAGCUGCCUGCCUGUGUCUCUGUCUCUGCUGGCCACUUUCCAGUCAGCGGUGGCCAUCCUGGGCGCUCCGUCUGAGGUGUACACGUUUGGGACGCAGUACUGGUUCCUGGGCUGCUCCUAUUUCUUGGGGCUGCUCAUCCCAGCUCAUGUAUUCAUACCAGUCUUCUACAGGCUGCGGCUUUCCAGCGCCUAUGAGUAUCUGGAGCUGCGUUUUAACAAGACGGUUCGCAUAUGUGGGACUGUGACCUUCAUCUUUCAGAUGGUCAUUUAUAUGGGGGUCGUCCUGUACGCUCCAGCACUGGCACUGAAUGCAGUGACGGGGUUUGACCUGUGGGGAGCAGUGUUGGCCAUGGGCUUGGUCUGCACUUUGUAUACUGCUCUGGGAGGCCUAAAGGCAGUGAUCUGGACCGAUGUAUUCCAGACAGUGGUGAUGUUUGCAGGCCAACUGGCCGUCAUUGUGGUGGGGGCCGGUCAGGCAGGAGGCAUAGCAGAGGUCUGGAGGAAGGCCACCAAUGGCAGUCGCAUCGCUGGACUAGACCUGAACCCAGACCCUCUGGAGCGCCACACCUUCUGGACGCUGGGUGUCGGGGGAGUCUUCCUCAUGUUGGCUCUGUACGGAGUCAACCAGGCCCAGGUCCAGAGAUACCUCAGUUCCCGCACAGAGAAAGAAGCUGUAAUGUCCUGCUAUGUAGUUUUCCCCUGCCAGCAGAUUGUCCUGUGCAUGGGCUGUUUGAUGGGUCUGGUCAUGUUUGCUCGCUAUGGAGAGGACAGCCCGCUGGACAAGGGCUACGUCAAAACUAACGACCAGAUGGUGCUGUACUUUGUGAUGGAUGUGUUCAGGGACCUGCCGGGGCUCCCAGGCCUGUUUGUGGCCUGUCUCUUCAGUGGAGCACUCAGCACCAUCUCAUCAGCUUUUAACUCCUUAGCAACUGUAACUAUGGAGGACCUGAUUAAACCUCAUUUUCCAAAUAUGACUGAAGCCAGGGCCACGCUACUGUCCAAAGGACUCGCUUUGGCCUAUGGGCUGGUGUGUCUGGCUAUGGCCUACAUCGCCUCCAUCAUGGGAUCUGUGCUGCAGGCGGCCUUCAGUAUCUUCGGGAUGGUGGGUGGUCCCCUGCUGGGACUCUUCUGCCUGGGAAUGUUCUUCCCCUGGGCAAACCCCAUUGGUGCGGUGGUUGGGCUGGUAGUGGGCCUCGCCAUGGCCUUCUGGAUCGGCAUCGGCAGCUUUGUGAUGCGCAUGUCUGGUCCCACGCCAGUCCCUCCACUCAACACCACUGACCUGCCGCUGUUCGAUAACAUGACUACCACUGUCAUGACCACACUGCUCAGCGCCACCACAGCCAAGCCGAGGCCAACGGGUGUGGAGGCGCUUUACUCACUGUCCUACAUGUGGUACAGCGCUCACAACUCAACCACCGUGGUGGUGGUGGGACUGAUAGUCAGCCUGCUGACAGGUCCUAUGAAGGAGAAGGAGUUGACACCGGGCACAGUCUUCCCCGUCCUCGGCACGCUGCUCUUCUUCCUGCCUGAGCGCUACAGAGAGAAGCUCUGCUGCAUCACUCCUCUUGGUCAGAAGCCCAAAGAAGCCAACUCACAGCCUUAUCAAAUGGCCAAGAAAGACAGCAACGGAGCAGCUUAUUGCAAAGAGGACACAGUCACAGAGGACAAGGAGGCAGAAAGCGACAAAGCACAAACGGAAGAUGAAGACUUGGAAACGAGGGUCAGUCUGCCCUCGUGCCAGCUGGCGGCUCACACGGUUCAGGAGACGGCCUUGUGAUUCUUCUU